Salvelinus sp. IW2-2015 is the source of this 773-nucleotide messenger RNA. NCBI's taxonomy places the organism in Eukaryota, Metazoa, Chordata, Actinopteri, Salmoniformes, Salmonidae. The record is from RefSeq and is a predicted model, not a curated record.
UUUGUCUUCUCUCUUUCAGGUCUGACCCCUGUUGUGUCUGUCUCUCCUCCUCCCUCAGUAGUAGCCCAACCGGGAGAUAAUGUCACUUUUCAGUGCACGGAUGUCACUGGAGCUCCAGGACACGUUGGCUGGUUCAAGCAAGUCAACGGCUCAGAGCCCCUAUGCAUCGCGUCUAUGUACAGCUCUGAGCCGUAUGUCACGCAUCACAAUGGUUUUCAGCCCAGCCAUAUGGAAAUGUUCAUCAGACAUAAAAUAAUCUUCCUCAAAAUCACAGAGGUGGAUGUAGCUGAUUCUGGUCUGUACUUCUGUGGAAUGUUUGAUAAAUUCAUCAUCUUCACCAAUGCGACUGUCCUGAAGGUCCAAGGAAUGUACCUCAUUCCAUUGGUUGUGAUCCUGGGUGUUGUAACCGCGGCACUACCUAUWGUCUUCCUCAUCCUGGUCCUCAAGAUCAGACGAGACACAAAAAGACACGACACAGGUAGAAGCCCAUUUCAUGAUAAUAUGGGGCCUGUGACUUUCAUAUCCUAUUCAGGACCUGAUUCUCAACAAAAAACACAAAAUGAUCAGAUACAAGAUCCAGAUACAUUGAAUUAUGCCGCCCUGAAUUUCACCUCCAAGAAKAGGAARAUGGAGAGGAGGAGAGAGAAGGAGCUGGACCCCCAUGUAGUGUAUGCUGCUACAAGAUGAUAAAGUGGAGGAGGAUGGAGGAGGAGGACAAUUGGUUGGCCAUAUCUUUGAAUAUAAGUUAAAAUCUUGCUAUAUUGUAUCUGUGU